AAACGAAGGUAGCUCGGCGGAGUAGAGCGCUACACCGACUCAGUUGCUUACGAGCAUUUGCCAACGAACGAACCGAGUCAUGGCUGUCCGUUUAGAAAAUAAUAACGCGGGUGUCGUGCUCGCGACGUGCCGUACGGUGCUUCUCGUGUUCGUCGCCGUUCUUGUUCUUGCAAAUGCCGAUCAGAACCAGUCGGGACUGAAGGUCGAAAAGCUGUAUGUACCGGAAGUAUGCGACGCCAAAUCGAAGAUCGGUGACCAGCUGACGAUGCAUUACACCGGCACAUUGGUGGAUGGUACCAAGUUCGACUCAAGUUUGGACAGAGAUCAGCCGUUCACAUUCCAGCUGGGAGUUGGCCAAGUUAUUAAAGGCUGGGACCAAGGAUUGGCGGAUAUGUGCGUGGGCGAAAAGAGGAAGUUGACCAUACCGCCGGAACUCGGAUACGGGGAGAAAGGAGCCGGAAACGUAAUUCCUGGAGGUGCUACUUUGCUAUUCGAAGUUGAACUGAUCAAUAUCAGCGACUCUCCACCAACCGCAAACGUGUUCAAAGAGAUCGACAGCGACCAUGACAACCAAUUGUCCCGCGAGGAGGUGAGAGCAAUGGUGAGCGAGUAUCUGAGGAAACAAAUGAUCGAGGCGGAGCAGGGCGGAGCCGGCGACAACGAGGAGAUGAAGAAGAUGCUGGUUGACCACGACAAGCUGGUCGAGGAGAUCUUUCAGCACGAGGACAAGGACAAGAACGGCUUCAUCUCCCACGACGAGUUCAGUGGGCCGAAGCACGAUGAGCUCUGAAGUCUUCGUGUCGCGUCGCCGCGUCUCCGAGCACCGCGUCGCCGACGGCGUCGUGUCUCGCGCCACCACGUGUUCACAUCCGCGCGGAAUCGUCUCGUCGAGUCUUGUCCGAUCCGCGAGGAAUACCUCUGAACACGGAACCCUUCGCAGCCGUGUCAUAUCGAUCGAUUGAUCGAUCGUUUGUCCCGUGGACUGUGUUGAAACAUGAACAUCCGCUUUUUCGACGCGUCUGCUGCGCGGUGCACACGAAUCUUUCAAGCUUGAGAAAGAAAAAAAAAAAGAGAAGCGCGGAUCUCUUCUUCGCUAGGGAAUUUCUCUCGUGAAAGGAGGACAGUGGCCAGUCGUCGAUCGAAGGAACGAAGGAAGCGUCUGAAAACUCCGUAUCCAUAGGAACUCCAUAGAGGGACUCGACCGAGAAAUUGACCGAAAGAGUAUCAAAAGUGCAAAGGCAGUUCAGUUCGUCUUGCUAAGAUUCCUCUUCUUGUCCAAGCAAGAAACUCGAAGAUUACGAGUCUGUACGAGCUUGUUCGAGUAAUUGGAAGGAUUGCGAGAAUUAAUCGCAAAGCCAGGCUUAGAAUGUCGCACAUUCUUUCUACACGAACGAAAUCAAGUUUCAAGAGAAUCGGUGGAGAGAAAGGAGGAAGAACUACCUCUUGCGAUGUGUCGACUAUGUCAUCGAAUGUUCUUGUAUUUUCGGGACGUUUAUCCCUCUGUCGAUGAACACGUUUUCUAAGAAAAGACGAAAUAAUCUGUUAACGCAAUAAUAACGCGGGAAUAAAAGAAUGGAAAAGAGACGAAGAAAUAAGACAGAAGAGAAAAGGACGAGCGUGUUGAGGAUGUUUUCAGGAUGGUCUGACGCAUUUUUCAUCGGAGAUAUACAGCUUUCAGGGACACGUUCCAACUAUAUAAACCGGGAAUUUACGUUUCCGAGAGUGAUAACUCGCGAGUGGCGUAAAGACAUGACUGGUCGAGCGAUCGAAAACCUGGCACGAAGCGAGGCUGUUCUAACGUAAUAUAAUUAUACAAAUAUAGAUAGAAAGAAACGAAGGGAAAGAACGGCUGGGAGUGAGAGAAAGAGAAGAAGGGUGAUAUAAUGUGAAAGAGACAGAGAAAGUGUUUUUUCUACACGACUAUAGAUGUUAGCGUAUUAAUUAAGCGCAUCGAUGUAACGGUGCUAAAAAUCACACGCGAAAACGUUCUGUCCCUCUCUCAAAAAGCUUCUUCCUUUUUGUCCACCCCCGCCCCUAACUGCAUUUUAUGCCGUAUCACACACGACACACAUUUAAUUGUACACACAUACACACAGUUACCCCCGUUUUCACCAGCAUCAAGCCCCGCCGGCAUUCUCAGCCACGAAUUUCACGCGAGAAACGUAUCCAAGACUGGUGGAGAGGAACUCGAUAGAGUAGAAGCCGCGAGAUAACCUCGAGGAUGUUACGUGGUGGAGAUGAGUGGCGGUCGCAAAGCAACGCGAUCUUUUUUCUCCCAUGAUCGACGAUCUAUCACUAUUACACUUUUAACUGAUACGUUUUUAUUACUGCAUUAUAUUGUAUAUUGUUAAAGUUGGACGAAGGUUAAUAAUAAAUCGUGCGUCUCGAGCACAGUUUGUUAUAUAAAA
Molecule: messenger RNA, 2408 nt
Organism: Bombus terrestris (buff-tailed bumblebee)
Lineage: Eukaryota; Metazoa; Arthropoda; Insecta; Hymenoptera; Apidae
Gene: Fkbp14
Product: FK506-binding protein 2
Exons: 4
Coding region: 80-790 (236 amino acids)
Molecular function (GO): calcium ion binding; peptidyl-prolyl cis-trans isomerase activity
Source: RefSeq, a predicted model, not a curated record